GAAAGAAAGAAUAAGUGGAUCAAAACCCAAUUACACUUAAAAGAUUUGGUCAAAAUUAAUAAUCCCAAUUUACUAGAGGGAGUCCGUUAAUUCCGCACACUUUAUAACCACUUGAUGGAUCUCCUUUCAUUUCAUUAUAUUAUAUUUCUCACUUAGUUCAAUUGAGUUCUUUCUAGUGAAAAACAACAACAGAGAUGCUAAGUAGGAGAAUAUUAUUAUCAAUCCCACAACUCCUCUGUACAAACAAGAAUAACCAAAAGUUUCUUACUAGCCACAAGCUAUCCUAACCUUAAUGACCAAGUCAAGGAAUGAAUUUUUCUCUUCUUUUAUACCACUUUUAUUUUUUAUGUUUUGCCUAUCAAAAAUCAAGAUCAUAGUAUAUUAUCAUGCCGAAAUCACAUGGAAGGGUUCUUGUUCCUUUCCUUCUUUUAUUAAUUUCGACUAAUAUGGUCGCUCAGAAAUCUCUUGUAUUUGGUUUCAUUGUUCGUGAUGAGAUUUCAAGAAGGCCUGAUCCUUUUAGACACUUAAAGUCGUAUGAUGGAACUUAUAAUCUUGGUGACAAGCACUAUUGGGCUUCUGCGGCUUUCACAGGCAUACAUGGAUAUGCAAUUGCUGGGAUUUGGUUAUUAAUUGGUUUAGGUUUUGGGAGUUACAUGAUUUUUAAGUAUUUUCAUGGAAGCCCAACUACUCCAGUUGUCGAGUAUCCGCCUUCUUCCUACAUUUUGAUGUUCUCGCUGGUUGUCCUGUUUACCAUCCUUGCCAUAGCUGCAAGCAGUGUUGUUUUGGCUGCAAACAAUGGUUUUGAACAUAGAGUCGAAAGGCUUCGCCAAACAAUUUUUGAUGCUGGUGGGGAUACUCGUCAUACCAUUAGAAGGGUUAUAAAGGUUUUGCUAAGUAUGCAAACUCUUUUAAGCCCUUACAAUUCACAGGCAGACAAGAUGUUGAACGUGAUAACCCAUAGGCUUCGAAGAGGAUCUAUUACGAUUCAACAGUUUGUUGACAAAACCCGGCAUGUAAGCAAUGAAGCUAUUAGAACUCUAUGCGUCACAAAUAUUGUUGUUGUCACUGUCAAUUUGGUGCUUUUGGUUUGUGCAUUAGUUUUGCUCGUUUGGCAUUGGCCUCUUGGAUUUAUAAUAAUCAUCUUCUGCUGCUGGAUUUUGACGACUCUGAGUUGGGUGCUGACCGGCUUUGAUUUCUUCUUCCACACCUUUGCAGAAGACACCUGCUCAGCUUUGGAGGAUUUUCAGCAGAAUCCUCAGAACAACAGCUUGCAAAUUAUACUUCCAUGUGCAAGCUCGGAAUCUUCAGACAAAAUUUUGGUGCAGAUUGGCUCCACUGUUCAUAAUUUCAUUACUCAGCUAAAUUAUAAGCUGAGAGAGGUACAAGGAUUUGGAUUAAAUGAUAACGGGGGAAACAGCGUAGGAACAAGAGGAGUUUGCGACCCCUUCUCAGGUGCGCCUAGUUACAGCUUCACACCUGAUCUCUGUCCUAAGGAUACUAUUCCAAUUGCAGAACUGAAAUAUGUUCUGUCAAGAGUCACAUGUUAUGGAGAAAAUUCAACAGGCAAUUGUGCAAAUGAAGGAAGAUUCAUUCCACAGGCCUCAUCCAUGAUAUUAUUCGCUUACACGCAAUCUGUUGAAGACCUCGUGGAAAUAUUCCCUGAUCUGCAGAGCCUAAGUCAUUGCUCCAAAGUAAGACAAGCGUUUGGCAACAUUUUACAGUACCAGUGCAGGCCAUUUAGACGUUCAGCACAAAUACUAUGGUCAUCUAUGUUGUCACUUUCCAUUAUCAUGGUACUUCUGGUACUAACAUUGACAGUAAAAGCUCAUCAAGAAACCGGAAGAAGCUUCGAUACGUGUUCCAUUACUCCUAAAUCAUCCUAGAAGUACCAAAAAAACUUGCCCAAUUGCAGUAAUGUUUCUUCAGGCAAGGUAGAUAAUAUAUAGAUGGUUUGCACAUUUUUUUCUUUUGUAUAGUUAUAGUUGAAGUGUGCAGUAUACUCAUUCCCCCUGAAGUCGUAAGACGCCUAAAAAUUGGGGGUAGUUGAAGUAUACAGUAUACUAAUUCCCCCUGAAGUCGUAAGACGCCUAAAAAUUGGGGGUUAAGUAACAGAAAUAGAGAAUUUCUACCAAACUUGUAGUUGAUAUAUUGGUUCUUGUCAUGUACUUACUGUACAUAUAUUGGCAUAAACAGUGAUUGAUGGUUACUCGAGGCUAAGUGUUGGCCAUGUAAAUUUGCAUGUUUGUGAUACUACUUAACUUAUACGCCAGGUUUUAAUUUUUGUUUUA
Molecule: messenger RNA, 2288 nt
Organism: Capsicum annuum
Lineage: Eukaryota; Viridiplantae; Streptophyta; Magnoliopsida; Solanales; Solanaceae
Exons: 9
Coding region: 387-1883 (498 amino acids)
Cellular component (GO): membrane
Source: RefSeq, a predicted model, not a curated record